AUGUCAAUAACUCUGCCCCCCGUGCCCACGCAGGCUUUUAAUUUGAACUGCUCCCAAGUGAAUCCUACCAAGCCGGGGCUCGAGCCCGAGCAAAAGAAAGGUGACUUUCUAUCGCACUCGCUGAACAACGCGGAUGCUCAUCCUGAUUACACUAUCGUAGUCGAAUUUCGGAUUCCUUUGAAUAGCAUGGAGACCAAUAAAUGUACCACAUAUGUGGGCCGUUCAUACUCCGAAUCAGAUCUGAGUCCCCUGGACAUGUUGGACUCCAUGAGGGCCACCAUGGACGUCCCAAAGACGUACGAAAACUUGGGCUGGCGCUUGUCUACAGCCCGCCGCAUGGACCCACCCCACCGGCUUUUGAACUCGCAAGAUAUCAGUAGCACUUUCAGAGCUGCACGGGAGCAGAUGUCCGGGCGGAAAAAGAAGAAUGUUGCUAUUGAAAUCGUCAAUACCAAGCCUGUGGUUAAGGGAAAGUCAGCAGAACAGCAGGAAAGUAUUAUGCCACGGCGUCCUGCAGGGGAUCAGAAGAUAGAAUCUGAACCAUUACUUCUGCACUAUAUGCAAGAGUUACAGAUUGUCCGGAGCAAAUUACGUUGCUCCGAACAUCAACUAGGAGAGGACGCCGCAUUCUGCUGGGUAGAUACGUCACAGCCAGACACGAGUCCACACUAUCCAUUGUGCACCCGAGACCUGCAGGAAUGGGCGAAAUAUCUGCAUGAAACUUGUGAUCCAGACAAUGCCAUAUAUGUUACACUACCUAGCACACCUCAUUUUGACGAGUUUCGGAAGACACGGAAGGAACGAACUACGUCGUCACUUCAGCGCGUGCCUACCGAGAUUAUGCCACCCGUCAUCCAUAAUCACGUUCAUAUCUCACCUGCUAUCAGCGACAUGUUGGCUUCUAGUAACGGCGCACCUUUCGGGCAACAAAACCAAGACCCUAAACCACUCAAACGGACGUAUGCACUCUACAUGGAGAGUGACGAAGAAUCGGAUGAUGACUGGCAACCACCGCAAGGUAUUCACGACGUCCUUGCAAUCAUCCACGCUCGCUACCCUGCUAUGGAGUUCCCGCAGUAUAUGGAUAAGCUGAAGGAUCAUGGCAUACUUUAUCUGGUGGCAGCAGCACAUUUUAGUAUUCAAUUCUACGAGGAGAAGAUCGGGAUGUCUGAGGGUGCUGCUUACAUAUUUCACACCAGUGUUUGCAAGGCUUUUAUGAAGGAGGGACGCGCGAAGAUGAGAAGGAAGGCGAAGGGGAAAGGGAAAGGGAAGGUACGAGUGCAGGCUGCCGACGAAGAUGAAGAAAACAUUCAUACUCCAGGGUAA
This is a messenger RNA of Suillus fuscotomentosus, 1326 nucleotides long. RefSeq lists its product as uncharacterized. Lineage: Eukaryota; Fungi; Basidiomycota; Agaricomycetes; Boletales; Suillaceae. The record is from RefSeq and is a predicted model, not a curated record. The transcript has 3 exons. The coding region runs from base 1 to 1326 and encodes 441 amino acids.